GUAACCACCUAGUCAAAACACGCCUGUUGUGCCGGGAGGAGAGCCGAGAGACGGCUCUCGGCCGGCAACACCGAUUCCAAUUCCAGUUGGCCUCUGGACUUGUGCAUCUCGUCUCGCUUUCCUCUCCGUUCAUCCGCUCUCGCACUCUCGCUUUUCUCCGCCGAACAAUCUCGCUCGCUUCCGAAGUUUUUCUCUUCUCGAUUCGGUCGCGAUCGUUACGGUGGAUGAGAAAUCGUGGAACGGUGCGUGGCACGAUCUAGGUUUUUCUUUUUUCUUUUUUUGGAAAAUCGUUGGGAAGUGAAAAAAGCAGGGUGGGAGGAAAGUUUGGUGGGGAGGAGAAGCGUGUCACCGUAGGGAAAUAUAUAUUUAGUCGUGGUUUCGAAACGCGGCUGGAGGAGACUGAGACCGAUUUUACGACGACCUUGGCUCGGAGGAAUCGUAAAACCGCGCGAGGAGCGACCGUCCGUGCUAUUUUCGAGUGAAAUAUUGGCGCGUAAUUCGCGGGGAAGAUCGGUCGAGGACGCGAUCACUGGUCGCUGAAAUAUCUUACGAACAACAGUGUACAGUCGCGCGUUAAUUAAUUUAUAAAUCGAGAGACGUUCAAGAGAAAGAGAGUCGAGGCAAACCUCUUGAACGAUCGAGCGCGUUAAACUCGAUCGUCGUUCCUUCCUCGGUUAAUUAAAAGAGAGAGCGACGCGUAAAAAAUCGGUCGAUUGAACCACGUGACACGUCGAGAUUCUUCGAGGAACUUGACCGUUCCUCUAACGGUGUGUCGUACGUAAACGUGGAUAGCUUCUUCUCUACUAGAUCCGCGGCUUACACUCUCAACGAUCUCCCCAUCUCUGUUCUAUCCAUCUUGUUCUUCCGUUUCGUGCGAUAAAUCGUUCCUCUUCGAACGAAAUUUGAUUCCUCCUCACAGGAGGAGGAAUUAAUAGCGUUAGAGACGCGUUUCCGCGAUUGUACAAAAUCGAGGAGGAAUUUCGUGCGGUAAAAUAUCGGCUUCUCUAUCGCGGACAUUUACGUACGAUCCUCUCGCGAUUAAUUAUUCUGGCCGAGGCAUUUAAACGGCGAACGAGGCCGUAGGCCCGUGAGAGGAAAGCGUAAUCGCUUCAAAAUUGUGUCGUCCCAGAAAGCGAGGGCGGGCCGUCCUCGUGGAAAAACACGAGGAGGGGAGGGGAGGAAACAAUAGCUCGGUUGAACACGAUCGAAACGUCCCGUUGUCCCGCGCCCGUCGACGGAGAAACAACACACCACGCGUCGGUGUUCGCUUUUCGGGGCCGGCGUAUCACGGUUAUUACGAAUUAAACGAAAAAGAGGUUAAUUCCGUGGCGGCUAAAACGGUCGAUUCGAGCGGCUAUUUUCAGCUGUGAAACGUGACACUUCAUUCAUAAUACUCGACCGUAAGCUCCUCCUCGCCGGCCGACACCUAAUUAAAUCUGAAUUUCCUGCCUCGCCUCUUCCUCUCCGGUUCUACAUACGGUUGCAUACUUCCUUGUUGCCGCUCGUUCUUCUACUCGCAAUCUUAUUUUCCACGAUCGAGCGACACGAUCGAUCGAUUUACUCGCCGCUACGGUUUAUCGGCAAGUGACGCGGAAGGGUAUCGAUGAUCGAUGAGCAGCGCGAUCGGUAGCUAGGAAAGGGUUUGGGUGUCGAGGGGAACGAAGGUCUAAGUGGAAACGCGUGUUUUCGCCGCUGCCCUUUUCGCCCUUAAUCCCUGUAGACCGGGUUUCCAGCAACACCGACGCCGGGAAAGGGUCGAGUCGGUAAAUCAGCCGGAGGUUCAUUCCCUCCUUCCAUUCGCUCGCCUCGCGUCCGCGCAGUCUGCUCCAUCCUCGCGAUCGCGGGAUUAAGUUGAACGCGCACGGAUUAAAACCUUCGCCGUACGUCCCGCAAGGAUUAAACGUUUCCUCUUUUGUACCGUGUCGCGAAUCGGGGACUAGCUGUUAAGCGUGACUAGCUUCGGUCGUUGACUCGAUCUCCGCUCCGAUCCCAUCCUCUUUUAAUCCCCCCUUGUCUUCGCUUCUUUUCCGAUCCUCGAAACCUCGGCCAGCCAGUAAUCGACAAUUAUAUAUAUAUAUAUUCCAAUUAUUCCCGCUGUAGAAUCUAUCUCAAAAUGUUACGCGAGGGAGGAAUAUAAUAAUCCAGGUUGGAUAGGCGCGACUUCGUCGAAAAUAUUUAACCGACCGUGUCGAAUGUCGACCCUGAUCGCGACCGAACCGGAUCGAAUCCGCCGCCGAUUUGCGUCCUGUGCUCGGUUGCCCAUGCGAGAAUUGUGACUCGUCGCGGAGGAGAGAGAAGAAGAAGGCGUCUCGAGAUGGAUCGCGAUAUUUGGAAGAGCGAUAGCGGUCGCGCGAAGAGGUUGUCGACGAUCGCGGAAUACUCGGAGGCCGGGAUCGACGAUAACGAUCAUCGUCCACCGUGCAACGAGGAGGAGAAGGAGGAGGAGGAGCCAUCGAUUCCCAGAGGCGAUCCCGAGCGAACGCUCGAGGACCAGGCGGCGGCCGUCGAGUACUUCCUCGUGGACGACUCGCCGAUGGCGAAGUUCAGUCGGAGCAUCAAGUGGAUCUACAAGAAAUUACCAGUGGGCGGGGGUGGUGCUGUGCUGGUGCUCAGCGAGCUUGAAAGCAUGGCAGCCAGGCAACAGCGGGAAAUUGCCCAGCAAAGGCGCCUCCUGGAGCAGAGAGAGGCCCGUCUAGCCGUGCUUCGAGGCGCACAGGAGCCAGCACAGCAGGACAAACUCGCCAGAUUGAGGCACAGGUUGGACCAACAACAAAGCAAACUGAAUCGGUUGCGAUUACUCAGGUCGCAAACCGACCAGUCACGUGCCAACAACGCCACGCUGACCUCGGACCUGGACUGCAUAAGGGCGCUGUUCAACGAGAAGGAGAAGGAGCUCUCGUUGGCGGUGGCGAAGGUGGAGGAGUUGACGCGACAACUCGAGGAGUUGCGGGGCAGGCAGAACGCGGCCGGGACCGGAAGCGGAGGUGGAGGCGCCGGAGGCGUCGGCGGCGGAGGCGUUGGAGGCGGCGGCGGCGGUGGACACUUGUCGACGCCAGCCAGCGCCGAGCUCGAGAAACUCAGGAGGGAGCUUAUUUAUCGUAACAAGAUGAACGAGCAGCAGAACCAAAUGGUGUCUCAGCAACGGUUGGCCCUAGCGCAACGGCAAGCGGAGAUGGCGUCGAUUGACGCGAGGAUAGCUCAGCUGCAGGGUCGCCUUCAACGCAAGAGAGCGUUGAACCAACGGCUGAGCCAGCAGCUAGGCUCUGGGAAUCGCACGAGCGCGAGCACCGGGUUCACAGAGUCGAAGCUGGACUUCAAUGGCGGGGGGAAGUCGAGGCCUGCUGGAAAUAUAGCCGCUAUCGAACCCUAUUCCCAUAUACCGAACGACAACGAUUUCAAUUUGAACAAGAACGACCCGAAAUACCAGACACUGCCUUACAACACCAAAUUCACGGUGAAUUUCAAGGCUGCCGAAGACGACGUUAAUAAGAAUAAGAUACAACACUCGGCCAGUGCAUCCCAAUUAGGUCAGAGGGCAGCUUUUCAACAGUUUGGUCAUCAAAUCGCCCACAGCCAAUCCCAAUCUCAUAUUCAAGGUCAAUCCCAAUUACUGGGCACGAAUCAACACAAUCAGAAUCUGCCUAAUCAAUCCGUCAACAUGCAACAGACUUGCAACAACAACAACAAUAACAACAACAACAAUAACAAUAACAACAGUAAUAACAACAACAACAACGCCAAUAGCACGAACAACAACCUGAUUAGCACAUCCCACAACUUCAGCCCCGAAGGUUUGUCGCAAAAUCUUCGGAUCCAUCAUCAACAGCAAUCGCAGUCGCAGACGCAACAGCAGCAGCAGCAACAACAACAGCAACAGCAACAGCAACAACAACAACAACACGGAAGCAUUCAACAGAAGCAACACAACGUUGGUUCGUCGACAUCGAAUCUCGGCAGCACCGUAUCCAUCACUCAAACACAAAAUCACAGAAACCUUCAAACGCAUCAGAAACCAAUAUCCAGCGUGGCGCCAAGUUUCUCCGUCAAGUCUCAAAUCUAUCAGACUUCCUCCACCAAGAUUCAUCCCGUGAUGCCGCAAACUUUGAGCCUGAUAGGCCGUGGACACAAUAACGCGCAAAAUUUCGUUGGUCUGAGCACUCAGGCAGGUGGGAAUCAGCAACAAUCGAAUCAAUCCUCUUCUAACAAUCAAACGUCCACUCAGGACCAGACGUACGCGUCGAGGCACAACUAUCCCGGUAUUCAACACUCCGCCCAAGCGAAUACUCACCCUGUGUCCUCAUCCUCGGUGUACCAGACGCAGAAUUCUCCCAAUCCUUCGUCGACCAUUCACACGUCGUCGAGCGGGACCAGUUUUGGAAACUCGGUUCAAAGAUACAAUCAGGCUCAACCGUUAACCGGGCCCGCGUCCAACAACGAACAAUCCGAUAAGAUAAAGUUUUCGGAAGGGAAGGUUCAAGAAAAAUUCGAGCACGCCCUUCCGGCUAAACACGAACAGCAGAGGUACGAGGCCAAUCAGGUGUUCAAGUACGAUUCUCAUCAGAUAAAGUACGAGCAGCAUUCCAAGUACGAUCAACACGGGAAGUACGAUCAGGCGAAUCAACAAACGAAGUUGUACGAACAAUCGAGCGCGAAGCACGAACAAAUUGGAAAUCAGACGAAUCGUUACGAAUCGAAGAUGGAUCAAGGGAAGUACGAAAGCGGGCAGAACAAGCACGAACAAAUUCACGGAACUAAGUACGAUCCUAAUCAGAAUACUCAACAGUACGGUAAACACGAUCAACACGAGGUGAGGCCGUCGAUCAAGUACGAGCACAAUGCGGGAUUUAAGCACGAAACGAGCUCGAACAAGUACGAGGGCGGGGGCCAGCAAUUCAAGCAGGAAUCGGUGAAAUUCGAGGGGAACAAAUUCGAGCAAAGUUCCGCGACGAAGCACGAGCACAAUGGGAAAUUUGAGAUCCCCGCGAAAACUGUGGAGAAAAGCUCGUUCGAAUUCGAUAGGUUGAAAAACGAGAACGAAAGGAAAAGUAUGAUAGAGGACAAGACGAAACCGGCGCUACCUCCGAAACCGAGCAAACCGAAUCCCCCUCCGCGGCUGACCCAUCACGAGAAGAUGGACAAUCCGGGCGACGGGAUCGCCGAUUGCAAGAACAAUUUAGGGAUCAAUACGAGAACAGAGAAAGAAGAGGACGUUCCACCGAUCCCCACGUCCGAACCACCGGAAUCGCCGACGGAAACCCAAUUCGGCAAUCAUCAAAUCAUCAAAGCCAGGCCUUUAACGUUGAAGAAGGCACCGAUCUCUGAGCAGCCGAAGCUCCGUUACGCCAAAUCGAAUGUUCACGUGUCGAUAAAUCGACGGAUUGAGAUGCCACCGGCGUUUCUGUUCCCGGAAACCGAGAUUCCAGCGGACCUGAUGCAAACGGAACAGCAACAACAACAACAACAACAGCAGCAGCAGCAACAGCAGCAGCAGCAACAACCGCAACAACCUCAGCAACAAUCACAAAUCAUCGAUACGACGGACAAUUGCAAGAAGAGCGUUUCGAUCAUCAAUGAAGAUGUGAUUAGUAACGAGAAAUUGGAGGAAGCGGAUAUCAUUGACGCGUUGAACGUUAUCAAUAUCGAGGAUAAAGUGAAGGCGAAGGAUUCCGAGAGAAGAACGGAAUUGGAAGUCGAUGGGAAGAGCAACGAGGUGAUGAGAAGGAAGAAGGGGAAUCUCAAGUCGAGCACGGGGAAAGCGAAUCUCUCGAGGAGGGUUUCCUUCGAUCCUCUGGCUCUGCUGUUGGACGCCAGUCUCGAAGGUGAAUUGGAAUUGGUGAAGAAGACUGCUAAGGAAGUGGCGAAUCCCAGUUCGGCUAACGACGAGGGCAUCACUGCGCUUCAUAAUGCCAUUUGCGCCGGUCAUUUGGAGAUAGUCAAGUUUCUAGUGGAAUUUGGCUGCGACGUGAACGCUCAGGACAGCGACGGAUGGACUCCUUUACACUGUGCCGCGAGUUGCAAUAAUUUAUCCAUGGUAAGAUUUCUGGUGGAGCACGGAGCUUGUAUAUUCGCCACUACACUGUCCGACCACGAAACUGCGGCGGAAAAAUGCGAAGAAGACGAGGAGGGUUUCGAUGGUUGCUCGGAAUAUUUAUACAGCGUCCAAGAGAAGCUUGGAAUAAUGAACAAUGGCCAAGUUUAUGCAGUGUUCGAUUACGAGGCGCAACACAGCGAUGAGCUCACUCUGAAGAAUGGUGAUUCCUUAGUUGUCCUUCGGAAGGGCGAUGACAAUGAGAGAGAAUGGUGGUGGAGCAAACUGGGACACAAAGAAGGCUACGUACCUAGAAAUUUACUUGGCUUGUAUCCAAGGGUGCAACCGGCAAAGAUCGACUGAAGCGAGUUUCGGUCAGCAAACUCAUAAUAUCCGAUGAUUCAUUACCACAGUAUUCGAUUCGCAGCUUUAUCUUGUUAAGUAUCAUAGUUGCAUCGUCGCAUUACGGAUCGUUAUAUUAAUUUAAUCGCGCCCCAUUGUCAUCCGAACGAAGCGAAACAGAAUGUUCUAUAUAGUUUUUUAUAUCUUCUCUUUUUUUUUUUUUUUUUUUUUUUUUUUUGUAAAACGAAAUGAAUUUAUUGCUAAUAAGUCCGGAUCAUGGGUGAAUCACGAAUCAACAUAAACGAACAAUUAAAUAAAAAAAGCGAAAAAAUGAUAAACUACACAUUCUACACAUGCGUAAAUUUUAACCGUUUUCUUAUCUUUUUUCGACUCUCUUAUCCAUUUUUCUUUCUCUUUUAAAUUAAAACAUAAUUUGAAGGAUGAUAUAAUUUUAAUUAUAUAGUGAUUUUUAACUUACAAUUCCUUCAAUUGAAAAACGAUUCGAUACAAAAAUAAAAUAAUUUCGAUGAAUUUUACCCGUGAUUCCACUUUUAGCUCAACGGCCGCAUAGUCAAUAUAAUUGGAAUAUUUACGUUUUAAUAUCCAUCGUCUAAGUAUUGCGCCGUGAUGAACAUCGUUUAAAAAGUUUUCUCUUGGGUUCAUCCUAGCCAAGUGUCGAUUAACGACGGUCCGAUUGAGAAUAUUUAUAAUUUUAUUUAUUUUCAGUAAACGCAAACUUUUUUUAUUGUUUAAAAAACAAUUGUAAUUAUUUGAAAAUAGCAAAAACUGGCAGCACUUUUUGUUUUUUUUUUUUUAAGAUGAAGAAAUAUUUUCAUUGAAAAUAUAUGCGUUUUUCAUUUUCAUUUUCGAGACUUGGCGAGAAAGACAAAACUUUUUGAACGAUUUUCCAAUCUCGUUAAAGAGGCAACUUUUAUUUUACGCAUAUUACCAUAGAACAUAAAACGUUCUAUAUGAACUACAUAGACAUACUUAAAACGCGUUUGGUUUGUUUCACCUAAAUGUUUUUAUUUAGAUGAAGUCAGAUUAUUGUUGCGUUCAUUGUUAUGUUUUUAUUCGUCUAAUGAAAUUUUCCAAAUCCGAUCAAAAAGAAUUCGGAUUUCGAAAAUGUUCCUAAGAAUUGUGUAUAAUGUAAUCUUGCCAAUACGCACUUUUUAAAUGAUCCGUUAUUAAGAAAGAAAAUUGAUAAUCUUACGCUUGCGAACACGGAAGAGAUUAAAAAAAAUUUCGAUGGUCCGAUAUGACCAUAUCCAAUAUUUCUUUUGUUGUUUGAGGCGUAAUAUACAAAUCGAUGCGAUUCGAGAAUCUCUGAGUAAUCAAUUUAAAACUUGAUACAUUAAAUAUAGAUAUUAUAAUUAAUUAAUUAUUGUCUAGGAAAAAUUCGAAUGAUCUGAAUCUACAAAUAUUCUAAGAUCAUUGUUAUACUGUCUGAAAAAACAGUAAUUGAAUUAAUUCUAGAAAAAGGAAAGAAUUUUAUUCGAUUCUCAGAAUGUUUUUGACAUUAACACGCAUUCACUCCUACAUACGCACGCACUCACGCGUGUACACAUACAUACACACACGUAAAUGAAGUAUGUGCCUUUCAGAAGUAAUAAUGGUAUAUUAUGUAAGAAUGCAUGAUAUAUUAUGACGAAUAAAUUGUUUUUAAUAAAAAUCAA
This is a messenger RNA of Apis mellifera (honey bee), 8046 nucleotides long. RefSeq lists its product as uncharacterized. Gene Ontology annotation, cellular component: nucleus. NCBI's taxonomy places the organism in Eukaryota, Metazoa, Arthropoda, Insecta, Hymenoptera, Apidae. Gene Ontology annotation, biological process: regulation of apoptotic process. The transcript has 10 exons. The record is from RefSeq and is a predicted model, not a curated record. The coding region runs from base 2315 to 6391 and encodes 1358 amino acids. Gene Ontology annotation, molecular function: p53 binding.